AUGGUCAGCAUGGAAGGCCAUCUCCAGCCGGGUAGGGAAUUAAACAAAGAAGGUUUCCAGAAGCAACUGGCUACUUGCUGUCGAGCCCUACCUGACGCUUCACCAAGUGUUGGAAGAUCAGCUCGUUCAGAAGCCGAGAAACUGGGACAUUCAAUCAGGGUCGCUUACUCAUAUCUUCUGGGAAUUACAUCCAGUGCUAUCAUUGCCGCUUCCCGAUCACCUCUGUCCAUCACGUGCGGAUUCACCAGAAUAAUUGCGCCAGGACAGGAGGACGACUGUUCAAACGAGAGUGAUGUGAAUGUGAACAAUACACAUCCCACAAACCACAACACAACAUGCAUCAAGCUAGUAUUCAGUGGCUUAUCUACCCCUUACUUCACACGUGUAUCACAUGAUAAACGUACUGGCCGAUUUUCCGUCUCUCGCAUGAGUGAUGGCGCCCUGCAUUUAACCUGCAUUCGCUUCGAGUUCUAUGCUGGUGGUCUGCUACCCUUCUGUCAAAACAAUGGAGUUUACGAUUCACUUUACACUCGCCUGCAAAAGGCCUUGGGUGACAUCCGUCAUGUGAUUCUGUCACCAGCCGAUCCCUCAAGCGAAAAGAUGGGAGAAACAAUGGGUGAGGGAGGGGACAUAGUGCUGGCCUAUGUCAAGCAUUCUGAGCUACCUACACAUCCAACUGCUCAAUCAGGCGAUGUGGAAAAAACUGCCAGCACGAACGCCACUGAUACUGAUCAACCGUCAUUUCUUGCAAUGGCUCCAGCCAAGCACAGGUGGAGUCACGCGGACCCGAUCACGGAUGGCGUAGAACACCCAAAUCCUUCGUGA
Molecule: messenger RNA, 825 nt
Organism: Opisthorchis viverrini
Lineage: Eukaryota; Metazoa; Platyhelminthes; Trematoda; Opisthorchiida; Opisthorchiidae
Exons: 4
Coding region: 1-825 (274 amino acids)
Source: RefSeq, a predicted model, not a curated record